UGUGUGAGGUAUCUGAUAGGUUGUAUUUCUUCUUCUUUAUACACAGCCUAACAUUCAAACGUCAUAAUCCCGAUAUAUAAAUUUAGGCUGCCGGGUAGGUGAGGUAUGUAGCAUUGAUGUAAUAUACCUCGCUGGGAUAUUUUACCCUAAGCCCUAAUCAAAGCGUCCAUUGUGAAUUGUAGUCGUUGACAGGUGAAGCCGAUUUCUACCACAGACAGUUUAUAUACAUCUGACCCUACCCGACGUGGACUGAAGAGUUGUAUAUGGGAGGGAGACAGUCUUUCCCCGUUGUUACCCUCCCACGGGAGCGGGUUGUCAUCGUUACGGGAGGAAAUCAAGGUAUUGGGUACCAGACUGCCAAACGGAUUGCCAUGAUGGGAGCGACUGUGAUUCUCGCCUGCCGAUCCGAAUUUAAAGCUACAAAGGCUAUCGAGGAUAUGAAUCGAGAGUUCCAAGAAGAAAAAAGGAAAGGGACAUCUGGUCUUGCUCCCUACGAUCAACUGAGUGUCGACUUUAUGAAGUUGGAUUGUACAUCAUUGAAAUCAGUGCGAGAAUUUACGGACGAAUUCAAAGCAUCUGGAAGAAAGCUCCAUGUAUUGCUAUGUAAUGCAGGAAUCAACACUGUUAAAAAGACUAUAACAGAGGACGGAAAUGAACUACUUUUUCAGGUCAACUACCUCAGUCACUUCCUAAUAGCUGCGAGUCUACUUCCUGUAAUGAAAAUGUCGGGACCAGAUUGCCGGAUUGUGCUCCUGUCAAGUUUGUGGUACAAGUCUGGAAAAUUUGAGGUGAAGACAAUUAAUGCAGAAAAGGAAACUCCGGCUACGUACGACAGCGAUCAUUAUUACCAGAAAAGUAAAUUAUAUAUGAUAAUGAUGAUGUACAAGAUGAACAGAGUAUUGCACCACACUAACGUAACAGUCACGUGUGUGCAUCCGGGUAUCGUACGAACUAACAUGAUGGAGGAGUUCCAGGAGCAGGCCACGUGCUUUUACAGGGGAGCAAUAAGUUGUAUCAAUUGCCUAGGAUUGUCCAAAUCUGCAGAACAGGGGGCCUUUACAUCCAUUAAUGCAGUAGUAAACCCAAACCUGACUGGAAUUCGAGAUGUGUAUUUCAACAAUUCCAAACCAGAGGCAAUCAAAUCUCAUGCCAGGGUGACGGAGGACCAAGAAACGUUAUGGCAGUUCUCUCUCGAAAGAGUGAAACACCACCUACCAGAGGAUAUUCUGGAAGAUCUAAGAACAAAAUAAUUUUCAGCAACUUAAAUAAUUGUUUUUGAAAUUAAUUUCAUCCAAAAGUAUUCAUAAUUGCAAUAUUUACCUCUACUUAAAGUAAAUGUGUUCAUGGGAUAGUUUUACCCUACUCAUUAUUCAUCAUCAGAUCAAGCAUUAUCGUUUAGUAAAAGGACACCCUUCACGACAAUGAAAAAAGCACUGCCUCCUAAAAAGGCGAUAUCAGUAGAGGUGCCUUCAAAUAUCAAUCAUAGUAUAUGGAGCAUUAUCGAGUGUCAUGUCAAGUAGAUUAUUGUAGAUAUAAACAUUUGUUUCGAGACUCGGUCAUGCCCCCUACUUGGUCAGUGAUACAAACGUCUUGUUUCAUUUGUCGUGACUCAUAUUGACGGGUGCUGUGUGAUAAAUGGGUCUGUGAUGGGUUUUCCCUGCAUGGCGUAGUAUUUAUAUUUUGUUAUAAUGUUGUGAUUUAAAGUAAGUCGAGAAAGUGUGUUUAAUUUUGUUUUGUUUUUAGGUCAUCUGACCCGAAGGGUCAGGAUGACCCAUAGUCAUCAUGCUUCGUCCGUCGU
Molecule: messenger RNA, 1798 nt
Organism: Pecten maximus
Lineage: Eukaryota; Metazoa; Mollusca; Bivalvia; Pectinida; Pectinidae
Product: retinol dehydrogenase 14-like
Exons: 9
Coding region: 264-1250 (328 amino acids)
Source: RefSeq, a predicted model, not a curated record